Molecule: messenger RNA, 1520 nt
Organism: Dryobates pubescens (Downy woodpecker)
Lineage: Eukaryota; Metazoa; Chordata; Aves; Piciformes; Picidae
Product: endosome-associated-trafficking regulator 1
Exons: 1
Coding region: 94-1200 (368 amino acids)
Biological process (GO): positive regulation of protein localization to cilium; regulation of cytokinesis; positive regulation of cilium assembly
Cellular component (GO): early endosome; ciliary basal body; centrosome
Source: RefSeq, a predicted model, not a curated record
GAGUGUCACUGAGGCUCCAGAAGCUGGCACCUUGCUUGUCAGUGUCACCUGCCUGCAUGACCUGCAUUCCUGCAGCCCAAAGCAUCCUGGAAAAUGUCAUGGCUGCAUGACAUCUCUGUGACAAUGGAGAAGAUCUGCCUAGGAUCUCAAGGCUUGGGAGAUAAUGAUGACAACAAUGACAAAUGCAGCUACUUCUGUCACUCCUUACAUCCUCCAGCCGAGGGCAAGAGCUACGACAGCUUGGGUGACAGUCAGGUAGAGGAUCUGGGAGAACCCAUCCCAUUUUCCCUAAAUCUCAAGCACUUUUACAUGGUGAAAGACAGAGUGAAAAACAGAAUGCAUGCCAAGACGUUGGCUGAACACACGCUGGAGCUUGAGGAGAAAGCUCCAGAGUUUCAGAAGUCAUUUUAUGAAGACACAGAAAUUCCUGGCUACGUGUCCAAAGAUGAGGACCACAGCUGGACCAAUCCUCUUCCUGUGCAUCAAAUGUUGCAUGUUCUCCAAACUGCCAGUACAGCACCAGGUGGCUCUUAUGACUCUUUCCAGUGUGGCAUGGGCAAGCACUUGGGGAUGGACGCCUUUGCCCCAUGGGCCCAUGCUGAUGACCCUUACCUGGGGUACCCAGAGCACACCAGGGGAGCAGAGCCCCACAUGCUGCCUGAGCAGGUCAUCGAGGGCAGAGAGUUCCCUUCCCUGCUGCUGGCAUAUGAUGUGCUCAGGGCAGAGAACACCAUGCUCAGGAGGGUGAUUGGGAACUUGCAGAGCUCCUUGGAGAGGCAGAUAUGCAUGGUACAGAACCUGGAGAAGCAUCUGAGGGCCAGCCUGGCCAAAGAAGAGAGUAAAGCCCAAGAGCUGCAGUACUUUGUCCAGCAGAGUGAGCAGACUCUCCAUCUAAUGACCCAGCGGGCUCUGGAGGCAGAAAGCAAUGUGGAGAAGCUGAAAGAGGAGAUCUCUGCUCUCCAAGGAGAGCUGCAGAGCUCCAAGGCAGAGAAUGAAAACCUGAAAGCAGGCCAAACAAUGGACAUGGGGGCAGUGAAAUGCAACAUAGACUUUGCUUUGCAGAACCUCCACAAGGUAAUAACAGGUGCAAACUGGUCCAUCAGACAGCUUGCCUCCGGAGCAGAGUCACUCUGUUUUGUUGCUGAGGUCCUUAAAUCUACUGGCAGAAUUUCCACAGCUGAAGCAGAAGAAGAGUCAUGAGCUCAGUUCUGUGAAGGUCCCAUGGAUGAGGGCAUGGACUGAGACUACAGAUCUUCAUCUACAGCUGUACUAAAACUUUGAUGUGCUUGAAGUGUGUGUUCAGAUUUGUAGCCUUUGUUCUUCAAGGCAAUAAUUGUCAUUAAGUACAAAUUGCAGGUGGUGAUGUCCUUUUACUCACCGAUGCUCUGCUCUGGCACUGUGGAAACAGCAACAAAUGUUUCCCAGGCUCUGAGCUGCAAGGUCCAGCCAUGGUGAGUGCUGCACAAGAGGUUGUGCCACUGCUCCAGCUGACUUGAGCUCUUGUGUGGGAGCCAGGAGGA